UCCUUUUCUCUUUUUCUCCACACAUCAUAAACCCCACUUUUCCCUCUUUUCACUACUCACAAACUUUUCAUUACACCUCCCAAUUUCCUCAAAAAAACAACAAAUAUCCUUAGUUUCUUGCAGAAUGGAAAAUGCCGACCCGAACAUCGCUAGAGUCCAGCACGUCGCGAAAUCAUCGUCCGACCAGCUCCUGAGGAAAUUUGCCGAGGUGGGUCCCCAUAAAAACGACAAAUUUGCAGUCAAGGACCUUAGACUGGCCAAGCGGGUAAAGCGAAAAGUUUGUGCUGGCCAUGUAAGUAGCUUACCGGAGAAAAAAUCUCUUCUUGGUCCUCUGAAUGCUCAUAAAUCAGCUGCAUUGUUUCGGAGGUUUGGGAUGAGCAAGGCCAAGAUCAGGGCCAGGGAGAUUAAGAACAAAUCCAUCAUAACUGCUCUUGAGAAGACAUGGCGAAGAACUGUGGAAGGGGCAUCAAGGGUGCUGAUGGAGAAUCAUUACAACCGACACAAACGCCUGAUAAACGACUCUUACUAAGUUAAUGACUGUGUACACGAGCGAAAGAUUAUUAUUUUUGUUUUAGCUUUGUGUGUGUGUUUCUUAUUGUACUAAAGGACAGUAGUCAGAUGUCAGAAUUCUUUUUAUGGAUCCAAUUCUCUCUACUGUUUGCUAAUCACAAUUUCGCUACAGAAUGAAUCUCUUGUACAGGCAUGUUUCACUAAUGCAAAUGUAAUUGGAUACAAGCAAAGAGCAUAGUAAAAAUUCGAAACAUUGGAUAGCUCUAGUACCCUACUCUAUGUG
Striga asiatica is the source of this 793-nucleotide messenger RNA. The record is from the annotation of a GenBank genome assembly. Lineage: Eukaryota; Viridiplantae; Streptophyta; Magnoliopsida; Lamiales; Orobanchaceae.